AGUUCUCCACCAUGCAUCAUGCAUCAAAUUUGUAAGCACACUAGUCCUCCAUGAUAGCUCGGUUCUUUAAAUUACCUCCAAGACGGGAUGGAUCCCAAACUGACGUGACGCGUGCACAAUAUUCCUCGUAGCCUCCUGCACCUUCCUUCACCCUCACCACCUGGUAAUCUCCUCGCGACCGCCGGCAACCUGUGACCCGGCGCCACUAGGGUCUUGAGUUCGACCACACGGUGAUGUUUGUGAACCGAGCUAGACCCUCGAAUUCAUGUUCACAGGUGCUACAAACUCGUGUCCCUUCUUACAUGAUAAUUUGCGGCAUGUUGCCCUUUACAUAAAUUCUUACAUAUAAACGUUACAGUAUAGGCAAGUGCAUACUUAACUUUACACCCAUCUCGUUGUGUAUGGCUGCUUCAAGUUGUCGAAUAGCGCUUAGCACCCACAUCCGAGUCAUGGGGGAGAAUGCGCUUGCAGACGACCUUGCGUCUCAAAUCGAGCAUAUAUCUCCAAUUAAAACUGGCUCGUUUGGCAAGGUUUAUCGAUGCGCCAUUAAUGAAGGCAAAAACGAGGUUGCAGUGAAGGUAUUCAUAAUCAAUCCUCGAAGAUCUCUGCAGAAACUUCAGAGCGCGAUGGAUCGGGAAGUCGCAGUAUGGCUCAAGCUCAGUAAAUCGGAUUAUGUCGUGCCACUACUUGACAUUGCAAAUCUCUCUCCUGAAUCGUUGCCAGCUCUUGUUUCAGAAUGGAUGCCUUCCGGGACAUUGGAUCAAUACCUCCAGAAGGACGCUAAAACCCUUGCUGCUAGAGUUGAAUUGUCCAAGGGCGUUGCUGGCGGCGUCAACUAUCUUCGCUUGGAGAAAGUCGUCCACGGAGACCUUCACCCCGGCAAUGUGCUGAUCGAUCGUGAAGGAAAUCCACGUCUCACAGAUUUCGGUCUCGCGAUAGUUGUAGGAGAGCCAGAGUUGCAGUGGGGAACAACGACUGCGGCACUUGAACUCAAUGCUCGAUGGCGUGCACCUGAAGUCCUUGGAAUAGAGAGGGAGGUGGCCAAACCAACUUUCAUGAGUGAUAUCUAUUCCCUGGGAAGCAUCAUUUUCUUUAUCAUCUCAGGAGAUAUACCAUGGAAAGAGAAGAGAAACUCCGUUCCGAUCUCUGUUGCACUGUCGCAAAAAGCCACUCCCACACGCCCCGAGAAUAUCCUCAAUGGUCACUGGAACUUGAUUCAACAAUGCUGGUCGCGAAAGCCGGAGGAUCGCCCCGAGUCUACAGAAGUCCUUGAAUGCAUCAAACAACUUGAGGUUAACGACUUGCAGGCGCCCAUUUUGAAUCAACCAGUGGAUCUGACAGGUCAGAUCAUUGGUGAAAUAAAGGACCUUGCCCCAAGACUCGGAGGCAACUUUACCAAUGUGUAUAAAUGUGAAUGCAAACAGGCAUCAGGACGUACUAUCAAGGUCGCUGUCAAAAUCAUCAAGUUUAGCAUCUCAAAUGAAGAGUUAGAAAGAUUUCAUCGCGAAACUAAGACCUGGGCGAUCCUCGAGCAUGAUCACAUCAUUCGUCUUCUUGGAACGGCAAGAGAGUUUGGGCCACCUGAUGUCCCGCCAGCCCUUGUCUUUCCGUGGGUUGAGACCACGCUCCCUAGCAUUAUCCAGGAACAGGGCGCCAAACUGAGCAUUAGGUCCAAAUUAGAUUUGCUUUGCGGUACAGCUUCUGCACUUGAACAUCUUCAUUGUCGGGGCAUCGUCCACGGGGAUGUCACAAGUCCCAAUAUUCUGGUGGAUAUAUCGGAUGGGAGAUACCGCGCAUGUCUCACUGACAUCGGGUUGGCAAAAAUUCUGAGUGGCCAUUUAGCUAAUGGCGUAGUCGACGUAUCGCAUGUUCAACUUGAUGCGGUAAGGUGGACCUCGCCUGAGUUGCUCAGUGGCGGUAAUCCGACCAAAGAGAACGACAUGUAUUCUUUUGGUUGCAUCAUGCUCCACCUAUUAACUCUGCGUACUCCUUGGCAUACAAUCUCCAAUAAUUUGACAGUCGUUGAACACAUCCGUAGAGGAGAGCAUCCCGAGCCACCACAUUCGCCUGAUCUCACAAAUAUACGCUGGAAUAUGAUUCGCGAGUGUUGGUCAGCCAUGGUGUCCCGUCCAUCUGCUUCGGUGGUUAUAGACUUUUUGAAGGGUGAGCUGGAGGCUUUGGCCAGUCCCGACACUACAGAAGCUUCGACAGAUGAUCACGCAACUAUUCGCCAGCUACCCAAUAUACCCAUCACGAUGGAAAAGCAGAAAAGCGCUAAAAACAUCGUUAUAUUUGGCGCAAUGGGUGCCGGAAAAAGUUCCCUCGUAAACCUCAUCGCAGACCAAGACAUCGCUAGAACUGAGCACAAUCCCAAGCGCUGCACCCUCACAUGGACCAAAUAUGUGUUACCCAAGCUUUUUGAUGACGAGAUGCAACACAAUAUCUUCGACACGAGGGGCAUCGAUGACCCAAAACUCGAGCCAAAUGAGUACCACCGAUCCAUUAAAAAUGCCAGCCGCCUUCUCCACGAGCUUGAUACAUGCGGCGGUACCAAUUUAUUGGUAUAUUGCGUUCAAAAAGGCCGUGACAAUGGCACAUUGCAGAGCAACUACCAGUUAUUCCGUGAAGUGUUAUAUCAGCGGCAAGUCCCCAUAGUCAUGGUGGUGACGUGCCUCGAGGACGAGACAGUCAUGGAGGAAUGGUGGACGCGGAACCGUGCAUCGUUAGAGGCAUCCCAAAUAGUCGUGGAGGGGCAUGCAUGCGUAACGACCCUGAAGAAUGAAGACACGAAGUACAAGGCAUCGAGAGAAGCCGUGCGUGAGCUCAUCCAGGAGUAUGCAGCCGUUACACCAGUGUCAAGGGGAUGGAAGCAUGAGAAGAUAAGCAGCGCGUUCAUGCGAUGGAUCGGGUAUCCUGACCCGGAGUAUAAGAAGUCGCAGGAAAAACUACAGAAGGACCUCGAGGGUCGAUGUGGCAUGAAGACACAGUUGGCUUCGAAGGUCGCAAAAACAUUAUGUGCACGUAGCCCAACGGACUUGCUGCCGCGCUAA
Messenger RNA from Suillus bovinus, 3050 nucleotides. Its product is annotated as kinase-like domain-containing protein. Gene Ontology annotation, molecular function: GTP binding; protein kinase activity; ATP binding. The transcript has 16 exons. Bases 402 to 3050 code for a protein of 882 amino acids. Gene Ontology annotation, biological process: protein phosphorylation. The record is from RefSeq and is a predicted model, not a curated record. Lineage: Eukaryota; Fungi; Basidiomycota; Agaricomycetes; Boletales; Suillaceae.